Messenger RNA from Amorphotheca resinae ATCC 22711, 1200 nucleotides. RefSeq lists its product as hypothetical. The coding region runs from base 1 to 1200 and encodes 399 amino acids. The transcript has a single exon. The record is from RefSeq and is a predicted model, not a curated record. Lineage: Eukaryota; Fungi; Ascomycota; Leotiomycetes; Helotiales; Amorphothecaceae.
AUGGAGCCCAUGGAUUAUCUUUCAAUGUUUGCCUACUAUUCGGUGUCGAUGAUCAUUGGCAUCGUAGCUCUCAACUCACCACAGGCCUAUCGCCCAAUUUUCUUAGUGGGCAUCAUCUCCUUCGCCAUUCUCUCUUUUCGCACAAUAUCCGAUGCCAGCUUUGGGCUGUGGGGAAGCGAAAUCUUCGCUAUGUUCCUUAUCAUCUAUAUCUCCCACAUGACAUGUGUGUUAUGUGUCGAGAAGUACGUUCUGCCCAAGAAGGCGGGCACCACUGUCGACUGGGUGGCAGGGUUCAGAAUGAUGUUUAACGCCCGUUGGCUUGGUACCCACCGACAAGCGCCGGAUAUCAAAGGGGCCUCGAAGUCGGGCGUUACCUCUGACACCCCUAAUGAGCAGCGCGAAGAAGAAUAUUCUAGGGAUCCGUCAAAGAAAUACAGAACCAUGCUUCGUUCAACCCGAGCUAUCUUUGUCCGCGACCGCCUUAUCUCGCUCGUCCUCACUCUAGUCAUCGAUAAGGUGUAUUCUCAUAUCAUCGCGGAAGUCUUUCCGCAGUACUUCAAUGGUCUCGACGCACUGGAUUUCCUUCCCACGAAAGAAACAUACUUUCGACGUCUCACAUCCGUUACCCUCCGCGAAACCCUUAUCCGUGUCUGGAUAGUGACCUAUUUCAUAUGGUCCUCGAUGUGUCUCUAUACCACCAUCCACGAUUUCCUCUCCAUCAUCUUCGUCGGGAGCGGAUUCGACAAACCUGAAGACUGGCCGCCCCUCUUCGGUGACAUCCGAGAAGCGACUUCCAUCCGCAACUUCUGGGCCAAAUUCUGGCACCGCCUCAUAUACCGUAGCUAUACCUCGUACGGGAUCUGGAUCAGCAAGAACAUUCUGCGGCUCCCACGCAGUAGUUUCAUCGGCAAGCUCUUCAUCAACCUCUACGUCUUCGCCAUGUCCGGAUUCGUGCACGCGAUUACGAUCAGACAGCUGGGCUACACGUGUGGCGACCGCGAAGAGAUCCGCUUCUACGUCUCGAACUUCUUUGGCAUCUUAGUGGAGACAGCGGCCAUGGCGGCAUUCUCGAAAAUUACCAAGGGGUAUAAGGUCAAUAGCACGGUGAGUAAGACUGUGGGCUAUACAUGGGUCUUCAUGUUUCUGUUUACGGUGCUACCAAAGAGUCAGUAUCCGAAGAUAUUCUGCGCGCCUGCUUGA